Molecule: messenger RNA, 1331 nt
Organism: Rhipicephalus microplus (southern cattle tick)
Lineage: Eukaryota; Metazoa; Arthropoda; Arachnida; Ixodida; Ixodidae
Product: MFS-type transporter SLC18B1
Biological process (GO): transmembrane transport
Molecular function (GO): transmembrane transporter activity
Source: RefSeq, a predicted model, not a curated record
AUGGCAAUGCAAGCGAAGGAAGUUUCACCGGGACGAACGAGAUUGCAGCAUGCGACAAGCAAGCUCAAAAGUUACGCGUGGCUGGUGCCCCUAGUUCACACGGAAUUCUGGAUUUCCGCGGGGUUCUCACUCAUACAGCCUUUCUUUCCUGAAGAGGCAACUUCCAGGGGGUUGUCAUCAUGGAAGUACAGUUUCGUCUUCUCUGCGUACAAGUUCGGAAUGCUGCUGGGCUCAGUACUCGCGGAGCGAAUGCUCAAGACAUGGCCUCCAACAUCUUGCUAUGUUAUCGGUCAAGGUGGCUUCUUUAUAUUUCUCAUUGCAUUCGGCUGCCUCUACUGGAUACGAGACGGGAACACCUUUUUGGCAGCAUCUAUAACAUCCGUACUUUUUGGAGGACUCGCAAACAAUAUGUACAUCGUCGGCAUGUUGACGGUCGUCACGACGAGAUUCGACCAGAACAGCGGCAUCUUCAUAGGAUUUUUCGAAUUCCUAUGGGGCACAGGCAACAUGGCAGGAAGCUACAUCGGAGGAUUUUUAAUAGAUGCCUGGGAAUAUCCGCUCCCAUUCUUUGUCCUCGGCGCCGUUGCUGUGGCCACCCUACCCAUCAUUGUCAAGCGGCGACGACAGUUUGAAAACAAUGAGAGCAAACAACAAGAUCUGAGCGAAGCGGAAGCGAACAUCAAUCACUUGUGGCUCCUCGUGGAUCCCAUUUUUUUCGCCGAUAUGGUCACGCUCACUAUGGUCUGGAUUAUCCUCGGAUUCAACGAACCAACACUGGAGCCAAGUCUCACGAAGUUUGACCUGGACUCCAAUGGGACCGGUAUUGUUUUCACUGUUCACUAUGGCUGCUACGCCUGUGGGUGCAUCAUCGCUGGAGUCAUUUCUCAUUUCAAGGGUGACGGCUGGGGCAUGGUGUUAGGUCAGUGCCUCUGUACCGUUGGAUUCCUCGUCAUGGCACCGGCUUCAUUCAUUGCCAGAGAAAGGAAACCCUGGAAUGUGUAUACGUGCCAAAUCCUUGUUGGUUUUGGCGCGUCCUUUCUAUUCAUCUGUGCAUUCAGUCAUGUCCUUCAACACGUUAUGCGCCGUGGAUACCCAAAGAACUUUAGGACCAAUAGCUUUGUGUCCAGCUCUGUCUUCUCCUUCCUGGUCAUCGGAGCCAUUGUUACACCACCUGUUGCUGGAUACGUCUACGAUACUUUUGGUUAUCAAAACGCUUGCCUCGCCCUCAGCUGCUUUAUGGGAGGAUGGGUUCCCUUCACGGUCGCAGUAUGGAUUCACACAACCUGUAAAAUCUCGCGCACAGGCAUUAUCACCACCGUUAAAUAAAGCUG